Messenger RNA from Branchiostoma floridae (Florida lancelet), 6048 nucleotides. Its product is annotated as polycystic kidney disease protein 1-like 2. Gene Ontology annotation, molecular function: protein binding; calcium ion binding; calcium channel activity. The coding region runs from base 9 to 5678 and encodes 1889 amino acids. Lineage: Eukaryota; Metazoa; Chordata; Leptocardii; Amphioxiformes; Branchiostomatidae. Gene Ontology annotation, biological process: detection of mechanical stimulus. The record is from RefSeq and is a predicted model, not a curated record. The transcript has 28 exons. Gene Ontology annotation, cellular component: membrane.
CCUGGGCGAUGAUCACUCAGAAAGGACCGCGCCCGUCAUGGUUCGUAGAGGACACCAGGGCUGCUGGUCUGGGGCCGACUCUAGUACAAACCAACAUUCCUGCAGGCGGAUGGACGGUAGUGAUGAACCGGUUUGACGGUUCUGUGGAUUUUGCCUGGCAACUCUGGGACCAGUAUGAACAAGGCUUCGGCGACCCGGCAGGGGAAUACUGGCUAGGGCUGGCAACUUUGCAUGAAAUUACAACUCAGAAAGACCACUAUAUGCGGCUAGAGUUGGAGGAUUUUGACGGCACUAGAGUCUGGGCAGAAUGGAGCUUCUUCCAAGUUGGUCCCGCAUCUGAUAACUACAGACUGUAUGUGUCAGGCUACAGCGGAAACGCCGGUGACGGACUGACAGGCGAUGAGAACAACUACCGUUACAUCGCACACCUCAUGCAGUUCAGUACCGCGGACAGGGACAACGACCCCACACCCAACAAUUGUGGGGAAAGGUGGGGCGGUGGGUGGUGGUACACCCUAGGCUGCGGCCGUGCGUACCUAACCGGGAGUUAUCUCCCAGUGUGCUCCGACCCUGCCAACCCGGGCUACUCCUCCGCCAUCUGCCACAGACUGGGAGUCAACUGGACAUACUUCCGCGGCUCGGAAAUCUCGCUGAAGAAGGCCCUCAUGAUGGUCCGGCCGACGGAUGCAGCAUGGCCAGCCAUAUCCAGGCGCCACGUGCCUGGUACCUGCGGCUUGGCUACCCUCCCUGACGGCGGACCCGGGGAGUGUGUCGCCUCCUCCAGUACCCCGUGCUGCUCCGACACGAACGUGUGCGGUAUGACGGAUGCGCACUGCGCAUGUCCGGGCUGUGCCGACUACCGGGAGGUCAUAGAUGUGAACGAGUGUACGGAUGACUUUGCCGACUGUGACCAGCUUUGCGCAAAUUACCUGAUCACGCCGUAUGGGUUCCACUGCUACUGUCUGACAGGGUUUACUCUCAACGCGGACAACAGAACAUGUGACGGACCAGGGCCGGUGUCGUCUCUCGGUGCGUUCUACCUCCCCGUCACCACCGGCGAGGCCCCGUGGGACGUGGCGCAGUCGGACUGCCGGUUCCACGGGGGCAAUGUGGUCUCCUUCUCCAGCCUGGCGGAGAGCACCAUGGUGGCGAACAUCGUGGGAGACGGGGCCGUGACGUGGUGGAUAGGGCUGAACGAUGUGGCGACGGAAGGGACGUGGGUGUGGCUGAACGGCACGUGGUCAGGAGAGCCGUAUCCAUGGCAACCUGCACAACCAGACGGAGGGACGGCCGAGAACUGCGCGGCUGUCAGCGGGAAUGGAUGGGAAGACUUGCCGUGCACCAUGAACAACUCCUUUGUCUGCAAGAUGACACCAGACAUUGUGAACUUCCCCCUGUUGGUUGACUAUCUUGACGCUCUCCCUCUGAUCAUCAUUGACGAGGAGCUGAUCUUUACCUCGGACCUGAUCAGGUUCGUGGUUGGUUUGUCGACCGGUCAGAACUACACGUCAGACCAGGUGCAUCCCGCGGUGGUCUCCGCUCUCAGAGUGUUCAGGAGAGUCGACAUGGAUGCUACCAGCGAUGUCGGGAAGGAGGCUUGGGCUGGUGCACUUGAGAGUCUGUCCCUUGUCCUGUCCCUAGCGGUCCCGAGCGACAACUCCACAGACAAGAACCACUCAUUGGUCCUGGCAGAAGAGCUUCUAGACUUUGCGGACGGUCUACUGAUGGUGGAAGCGCAGCCGAGUCAUUGUCCGGACCAGCUCGUAACAAUGGCGGUACAUUGUCAUGAAGCGGCCAAAUACCUCGGGGACACUCUGUCCAGUGUUCUGCACGAAAUGUACAUAGACAGGAUCGAAAUCUCCAGCACAAGCAUCACAAUUGCAUCACUCACACUGGACAAGAACUCUACCGAGCAGCCCUUUACAGUUGAUGGAGGCUAUGUCGUGUUUCCAGUAUCGCUGUUGGAUAUGAUAACGGAUCCUCCGGAUUUCCUAGCCUCAAUACAGGAGGCGCUUGACUACAACAUCACGGUCAGAAACUGGACCGUUGCCCAAACCACAUUCUACAAAGACAACCCAUUCUGCUGGAGUUUUACGGAUAACAACGUCGUACAAACGGCCGUUCUUGACGUCAUGGUCAAGAGGAUGCCGGGAAACCAUUUGCUAAGCUUUACGUCACUUCCAGACGACAUUGAGCUCGGCCUGUCACAGGGAAUAACUGCCCUGUCUGCAGCACCUGUCUCUCUGGACGACAUACGUCAGUUUGGGGACAUGAUGUAUCAUGUCAUUAACGGAACGAACAGCUCCCAACCCCAGGCACUAGCCAUCACAGUAACACCCACCGUACCAGGUACAAGCCUUACGCUGUAUCUUCGCUACGACGACUUUCCAACGCGGGAUGUGUACAACAUGACAACGUCUGUUGUUGGCUCUAGUUCAGACUUCUCUUUCCUUCUCCCGACCUUCAACGAAUCGUCCGUCCUCUACCUUGGAGUAUACCGUGACCGGAGCAGUGAACAGGGAGGACCUGGCCACAACCUGAGUGUGAGAGGGCUGAGCUGUAACUUCUGGAACGAGAGAGCGCAUAACUGGAGGGAGGAAGGAUGCCAUGUCAGCCCCAAGUCUACAACCACGAAGACCGUUUGUCUCUGUAACCAUCUGAUUGAGGACAGGACUGACUUUGCCGCCAGUUUCUUCACGCUCCCAAACACCAUCGACUUCUCAACCGUUUUCAGCGCAGACCUCGGACAAAACCCCGGUGUGUUCGCCACCGUCCUGGCGUUUCUCGCUCUCUUCUUGGUCGGUGCGUUCUUUGCAAGACGAGCGGAUAAGUUGGACGCCAUGAAGGCGGCAGUGUUUCACCUGCCAAACAACAAACCGUACGACAGACUCCAGUACCUUCUCAAGGUUUACACCGGCCAUCACGUCGGGUCAGGGACCGACUCAAAAGUCGCAUUCCUGCUGACGGGGUCGCUGGAUGACAGCGACGUGCGAGCUCUAGGAAAUGAGAAGAACGUCCUCGCCACAGGUGAGUGUCGAACAUUUCUGAUGACGACAUCCUAUGACCUGGGGCACCUCCAGACCCUCCACAUCUGGCACGACAACAGCGGGAAGGGAACCCGCGACUCCUGGUACCUGGAGAAGGUCGUCGUUCAUGACCUCCAGAGAGACCUAACUUACACCUUCCUGUGUGAUGAUUGGCUGGCUGCGGACAGGUCUGACGGUCUCAUCUACAGAACCAUCCCGAACGCAUCAGAAAGCGAACUCAUGUCCUUCGGUCACCUUUUCCUUUCUCAAACCAAGAAGAACUUUACCGACGGUCACAUCUGGAUGUCGACAGUAUCGAAGGGGAUUUCAAGGAACUUUACUAGAGUACAACGUCUGGCCUGCUGUCUGUCCAUCCUUUUCUGCACCAUGAUCGCGAACGCCAUGUGGUACCAGACAGAGGACAAGGUGGAGUCUCCCUCUGCCCUGACCAUCGGACCAAUCAGCUUCACCCUCCACCAGAUGUACGUCAGCGUCAUGAGCAGUCUGACGGUCCUGCCUGUUAAUGUCGUCAUCGUGCAGAUCUUCAGGAAGACCAGGAACAAACCUGACAAACAGCACGUGUUUGCUGAGGAUUUAGAGGAGAAAUCGAGCAAGUCACGAGGUGGAGGUGAGAAGAUGCUCCCGUACUGGAUGGUGUACGUAGGCUGGGUGCUGGUGUUCCUGUCGUGCUUCGUCUCGGCGUUCUUCACGAUCCUGUACAGCCUACAGUGGGGCUCGGAGAAGGCCAACAACUGGCUCAAGAGCUUCUUUAUGUCCUUUUUUAUGUCAACGUUGAUCAUAGAGCCCUUAAAGGUGAUUCUCUUAGCUGCCGCGUUGUCCAUGCUGUGCAAAAAGCUGGUUGCCGUAGUCGAGACGACGGACAGUAGCAAGACGGUUCCUCCAGUAUCUGAAGAACAGGAUGCCGAGCGGUCACUUGCUGCACGAGAGCAGUGUAGAAGGGGCCUCCCGAAAGUCGACCUGUCCAUCCUGAAGCGAGCCUGGGAGUCCAGACAGCGGCGGAUGAAAGUCAGCAAGACCCUGGCGGAGAUCAUGUCUUACUUAGUGUACGUCGUCUUCAUCCUGUGCGUGGCAAACGUGGGGUUCUCCAGCGCAGGCUACCACUUCCACAAGUCGGUCAGCACGACAUUCGACAACAAGUUAUUCAAAGUUGGUAAAAGGCCAGACGUUCAGUGGUGGUUGGAGGGAACCGUGAUUCCGGGAUUGUUCGCAGAAAGAGCACGAGUGCGCAGGAGCACCACUGCCAGCGGACACAUACCGACCGUUGACGUUCCUUUGUUUAAACUAACGGUACCGCACUUGAGGCAGCAGCGGACGUCAACAAAUGGUAUAAAUCAUAUGAAUGACUGGUAUCCUUCAAGUAAUUCCACAGAGUCACCCAGUUUCCCUGUUCCGUCGGCAUGGAACGUCUCCAAAGAUCAUGGCAAAAAUUCCCUACCAUACAUAGGAAAACUGGAUGUGUAUGACGGCAGCGGUUACUUCGCCCAGCUUGGAAACACUAAGGAACAGGCAAUGGGUGUCCUCUGUCACCUGUUCAAUAACAACUGGACUGACUCUCAAACUCGGGCUCUCUUUGUGGAGUUUGCAUUGUUGAGUAACAACGUUAAACUCGUUUGUGUUGUAACGUACUUGAUAGAAUACACCCCAACUGGAGCCGUAUUCCCUUCGAAAUGGAUGUCUGUCUUUCAACUUCACGACUACGUCGGAGCGCAGGGUGUCCUCGUGGCGGCCGUGCAGCUUUGUUUUGUGAUUAUUGUACUGAUACAGACAUUCAGGGAGAUAAAGGCUGUGAUCCGACUUCGCUGUGAAUAUUUCCUCCAAUUCUGGAACGUCGUUGAGGUCUUCAACUUGGCGUUUUCAUGGAUGGCGAUCUCCAUAGGUGUGGCUAAGGUUAUCAUUGCGGAGAGCACGUCAUUCAAGGCGGAGGAUCGGCAGUCCGACUCCACCCAUGAGACGCUUAUCCAACUGGCCAGCAUCUCGGCUCUGUUCACGUGGGUGACUGCAGUCGUUGCCUUCAUCAACGUCAUCAAGCUGAUCAAGCUGCUGCGCUUCAACGCCAUCAUCGCGUCCUUCUCCAGCUGCCUGCGCAUCAUGUCCAAGGACCUCCUCAUGUUCCUGGUCAUAUUCCUCGUCGCGUUCCUCGCUUUCGUCCAGUUCGGAUGGCUGGCAUUUGGGACGGAGCACAGCAACUUCAAGUCCUUCGCUGACGCGACAGAGAGCUCCUUUGUCAUGUCGUUGGGUAACAUCAAUUCUGUGGUGUCUCUUUUGCGCAACAACAGCAUGGCGCCCAUGUACCUCCUUCUUUUCGUUGUGACCAUGAUGUUCAUUCUGCUGAAUCUGCUCAUCUCUGUCAUCAACGAGGCCCUGGCGACCAUGAGGGAAGUCAAGCUGUCACGUGAGCAAGCGGAGAUCGCCCAGGGGAUGUGGGAGAUGGCGUGGAGGAUCACGGGACGUCGUCGGGAUGUCAAGGGUCAAAAUCUACUCAUAUUUGAGGGGAAGGCGCCGGCAGUAGAGCUGGACGAUAUCGUGACAGACAUUGAAAUGAAGGUUGAUGAACUCUACAGUGAAUGGAAGACGAUGAACGAAUUCCUCGAGGACAGUACGCAUGAUAAAGAGAAUAAACCUGAUGAUUAAGCUAAGCAAAGCUAUGUUGAGUAAGAGUCCAGGAUAUGAAAAAUGUAGCAAGAAUAUUGCGCUAUCAUAUUUCAAAUAUCAUAUCAUAUAUCUUCUUAAUAUAUAAAAGAAUUGCAUAUAAGGUAGAAAAUCUUAGACACUUAAAGUACGUUGUAAUCAAUCGUAUGAAAGCCAAGCAUGUUUGUGGAAACGAUUGCAGUUCCGUGCAAUGUUUCUCUCUCUAAAAUCGAGUGAACAGUCUUGUUCAAAAUGACCAUGAAUAUGACGAAAACGAAAGGUCACGUAUGGUAUUGUUAGGUAGCUUUAUGAAACUGAAGUGAAGAAAAGGUAGCUAUGGCACCUGAAUCCUAGUGUGGAUGUUCUAAGUAAC